Messenger RNA from Oncorhynchus kisutch (coho salmon), 3853 nucleotides. Its product is annotated as cell surface A33 antigen-like. Gene Ontology annotation, cellular component: plasma membrane. The transcript is spliced from 7 exons. The record is from RefSeq and is a predicted model, not a curated record. NCBI's taxonomy places the organism in Eukaryota, Metazoa, Chordata, Actinopteri, Salmoniformes, Salmonidae. The coding region runs from base 480 to 1829 and encodes 449 amino acids.
GUUUCUCUCUCAGGGAUUCUGGCACCACUGGUGAAAAUACCAUCUGUCUCUACUGUCCUCUCUCAAUUCUGCACAUUCAAACUACAGAAGAGAAGAUCAUCUAUUUGCAUUCAGAAAUGCAUUUGUUUCUUAUGGCUGUUGGUCAGAGUUAGUCACUGCAAGUGCAUACAAGUUUCUCUUGACAAAGUGUAGAGUUAAAGUUGCAAAAGGUUAGUCUUGUGAGAGAAACAAAAUAACAGGGCAUGUACCGACAAGAUAAGAGGGCGGGCAGAUAAUGCUACCUGCCAGAAUAUCAACGUUCUGAUUGGCUGGUGACAACGUCACUCAUUUUGAAGUCCUGUUCGCAGCCAGGAAAGCACUUAGCACAAGUUUUGGUACUCAGCCUAGUGAGCCUUCUACCUGGCCAAGGUCUUGUCCGCGGUCCCUAGCCUACAAAAAACAACGCAGGUGACCGGAGAGGUCGUAACUGUUACUGAUCGAUGAUGGCCUCGCAGAAAGGGACGUUUGCUGGCGUUUUACUUUGUCUCGUCGUGUCCAUGACUGUAGCUUUACAGGUGUCCAUCCCUCAGCGGACCUAUGAGUUCGCCAGGGGAGACAACAUCACUAUACCAUGCAGCUUCAAACCCAAGAACUCAAUCAACAAGCUGGUCGUCAUAUCCUGGUUGGCUGAAGCAGACAAACCCGGAGAGCCAGAGGUGUCCGUCCUUACCUCCUACUCUACUGGUGAACUGGACAUCAGUGACCGGUAUGAAGGAAGAGCUUCCCUGGAGCAGGACCUAGCUAAAGGAGUAGCCAACCUGAAGCUCUCCUCCAUCGGUCUCCAGGACAACCGGCUAUUCGAGUGUCGGGUCGCCAUCCCCAAGGAUGACGAGGGUCAGCUGGCUGACACCACCAGUCUGGUGGUCCUGGUGGCUCCCUCUGUGCCUGUCUGUAAGAUCGAUGGGAAGGCAGAGUACUUCCAGAACAUCAAUCUCACCUGUCAGUCUGAAGAGGGCUCUCCUCUUCCUACCUACAAGUGGCAGGGCUACGAUGUCAGAAACAUGCCCCGAGCACCUGCACCCAGGACAACAGACAAGGAUGGUGUCCUGUCUCUCUUCAACCUCACCAUGGAAUCCUCAGGAUACUACGUCUGUACCUCCACUAAUAAGAUCCGCAGUGCCAAAUGCAACCUGACGCUGUCCGUCAUGCCACCGUCUAUGGCCCUGGGUUCAACAGCGGGUAUCAUUGGCGGCGUUGUGGUUGGUGUUCUGGUCCUGCUCAUCAUCCUCAUCUACUGCUGCUGCUGCAGAAAGAAGAAGGACAAAGCAGAGGAUUACGCUAUGGGGGUUCCAGAGGGGGAGGAGUUCCACGACGACAAACCCGUGGUGAACGGCGAGGUUCGACAGACGCGCAGCAAGGAAGGCGACGAUGAAGACCACCCACCUAAGAUCGUGGACCAUCGCGACCAGUACAAGGAACGCAGCGAGAAGGACUACGAUGACCGCCGCAGCGACUAUGAUGACCGCCGCAGUGACUACGGUGACCGCCCACCCAAGAUCGUGGACCGUCGCGACCAGUACAAGGAACGCAGCGAGAAGGACUACGAUGACCGCCGCAGCGACUACGAUGACCGCCGCAGCGACUACGAUGACCGCCGCGAGCGCCACGAUGACCGCAGGGACCAGGACGACCGCUACUCUGACCGCCGUGACCGGUACGACCGUGAUCGUGUUUACGAUGAACGCAGUGACGGCGGACGGUACAGUGAUCGUUAUGAUGAGCCCUACGAUGAUCGUGACAGACCUCCCAGUGUACCGGCCAAUAAACCUGCUAAGCCUUUGUUACUGUAAUUGAAUUAUGCCAAUGUGUUUUCCCAUCUUAUGAAUUCAUAUUGUUAAUCAGAUAUAAUAAAACAGAGUAUAAGUUUACUUAGUUACAGUUCCAUUUAAAAUAAUUUGUUCAGUCAUUUAAUCAUAAUUUUACCAACAGCCUUCUAAAAAUAGAAUAGAUUAGAACCACUUAAUGUUUACCGCAACUUGUGUUUGGAAUGGUUGAAAAUAUAAUUCAUAUUAUAAACAUAGUAGCUGCUGUAGGUCAGGCUUCACAAAGGGCUAGGCUGGGCUAGGCUACCAGGCUGAACUCGGUCACAUCAAUAACAGGACGACUGUAACACAACACAGGAAAAGCCUGUAGAUCAGGGAUCAUCAAAUAGAUUCAGCCGCCGGAUGGUGUUUUUCCUUCAGCAGAAGUUCAGGGGACCGGAACAUAAUUAUAAAUCAUUUUGUAGAUGGCAAAUUGACUGCAAGAAACGGAAACGGAUGUAAUAUUUGGCAAAUCUAUAAUCAUCUAGAACCUUGCUUACAUUUGUAAACCGUCGCAUAUGUAUCGCUCUUAUGUGUGGGAAUACUGGAACUAAAUGAAAAUCACUUGGAGCUGAUUUCCUGGUGUUUGUACAGUCUUAUAUGUUCAACAAUAGCAAUUCUACAAAAUAUAUAUAUAUAUAUAUAUACAUAUACCCAAAAACCCCCAAAAUAUAUAUAUAUAAUAAUAAUUUUUGUGUUGAGAAAAGCUGGAGGGGCCAAAUAAAAGGGUCUGUCAGUUGGGGAACCCUGCUAGAGACCAUGCCGACUAGAGGUGGAGCGUAUCACUGUUAUCUAUGUAAAGGCCUUCAAUGUGGAGUGUCACUGUUAUCUAUGUAAAUGCCUUCAAUGUGGAGUAUCACUGUUAUCUAUGUAAAGGCCUUCAAUGUGGAGUGUCACUGUUAUCUAUGUAAAGGCCUUCAAUGUGGAGUAUCACUGUUAUCUGUGUAAAGGCCUUCAAUGUGGAGUAUCACUGUUAUCUGUGUAAAGGCCUUCAAUGUGGAGUAUCACUGUUAUCUGUGUAAAGGCCUUCAAUGUGGAGUAUCACUGUUAUCUGUGUAAAGGCCUUCAAUGUGGAGUAUCACUGUUAUCUGUGUAAAGGCCUUCAAUGUGGAGUAUCACUGUUAUCUGUGUAAAGGCCUUCAAUGUGGAGUGUCACUGUUAUCUAUGUAAAGGCCUUCAAUGUGGAGUAUCACUGUUAUCUGUGUAAAGGCCUUCAAUGUGGAGUACAGCCUAUGAUUGAAGGAAGGUGCGGCCUCAAUUCAGUUCAGUAGUCAGGAAGCGAAUUGGAAUGCUGAUUCAAAGAUUUCAAAAGUGCCAUCUAGUAUUUUCAAUUAGUAUUUUUUAAUUUUUUUAUUCUUGAAUCUGAAUUUAAAUGUGCUUUCUGUUACAAGCUGCCAUUGCCUGAAUAAGACUGUGUAUGAAUUCUCAGUGCAGCUUAUUGGAUAAUGCAUUUUUCCUCCUGCCUUAUUGUCUACUGUUGGUGUGACAGAAGAGCUUCUCACGUCAGUCUCAGGUCUUGGCUGUUUGAGAACCACAAGCUUUUUGGUGACGGUUUGUUUGUUUUAAUCAACUGUAGAUUGCUAAUACCCUCUAAUAUCAAAUGUUGGAGUUACAUUUAAUAUCAACUGUAGAUUGAUAAUACCCUGUAAUAAAUAAAGUUGUUAACCUUUUUAAUAGUUGUUUUCAUGACUUAGACGUACUGUGUUUUGUCCAUGUAUUUAGCGUCGUGAUGCUUGUUGAUGCAGUGGAGUGGCAGGUGUCUCAGGUGAGUCUUCAUUAACAUAUUCAAACCAUGACUUGUUUUUGGAGUGAGGGAGUCAAUCAGGCCUUUUUGAAAGAGAACCUGGAGACCCAUUUUAAGAACAGAGAGAAACCAGUUUCCCUCUGUGGCAUGUGCCUAGUCGUUUCCCUUCCUCAUUAUAGCCUGAGGCCAGACAACAGACUCACUUCACUAGAAGGGGCUUCAUUGGGUUCAGACCUAUUAAAUGGGUCUGUCUGAGUGAGGAGUUUUU